Rotaria socialis is the source of this 978-nucleotide messenger RNA. The record is from the annotation of a GenBank genome assembly. NCBI's taxonomy places the organism in Eukaryota, Metazoa, Rotifera, Eurotatoria, Philodinida, Philodinidae.
AUGAGUACUAAUACACUUGUCAAUGAAAACUUAUCUACUAAUAAUACGAGUUCGACGACAACACUCAAUAGUGAUGGCCCCAUAGCACACCUCGAUCAUAUGUUAAGCAAUCUUCAUGAUGAACAGCCAUCAACACGAAUGCCAUCAAACAUAUCAAUUGAUACAUUCGAUAAUAAAUCACAUCGAAUGAAUCAUCGAUCGACACCGCGAACAGCGUUAACCGAUGGAAAGAUUGUUGAAUGUUCAUCAGAAAAUUCAAUUGUUUAUCGAUAUUAUACCGGAGAAUCAGGUUCGAUUAUUGAUGAACAUUUUGAUAAGGCACUUAAACAAUCAACUUCAUUUAAUUCAACAAGAUCAAUAUCAGCACGAGAUCCUCGAACUUCAUCUUAUGGUUAUUCAAGCAUGAUGAAUCCAUCGAGUAGUUUCUGGCCUAAUUUUAUGACAUCACCAACUUCAUACCCUCAUCCAACUUAUCUUCCUACAUCACAAAAUGAUUAUUCUGAUUGGAUGCAUCAUCAUCAUUCAUAUCGUUCACCUUAUGCAACGAAUUCAACAGCAACACCGCCAUCAUCGUCAUCAUCAUCAACGAUUUCAAGCAAUCAUUUGCAUUCAAUUGGAUCACCAAAUAAUACAAAUCUUAAUAAUACUAAUACUAAUACUAAUACUAAUAAUACAGGACGUUAUCAUCAUCAUCCGUCACCCGAUAUGGAUGUUGUCACUGCAGCAGCUAUUGGAGCUGCAGCCGCUGCACAAAUGUUUCAUCAUGAAAAACAAUCUCAUCAUGCUUAUACACCAACAUCUCAUCAUUUUGAUUAUCAUCUUGGUGGAUCCAUGAUGGCUACAGCAUCAUACGCUUUUCCUACUCAAAGCUUUGAUUUAAUGAGUACAAAUACGUCAGCAAUGGGUUUGGAAAAUUCAAAUAUCAAGGAUUCAACAACAUCACCACCUUGGUAUUCAAAUCAUCAUUUAUCCUGUUAA